Closterium sp. Yama58-4 is the source of this 3090-nucleotide messenger RNA. NCBI's taxonomy places the organism in Eukaryota, Viridiplantae, Streptophyta, Zygnematophyceae, Desmidiales, Closteriaceae. The record is from the annotation of a GenBank genome assembly.
AUGGGAACCAUGGCGAAUCCACGGCUCCUACCCAUCGUCCUUCUCUUCCUAUUCGUCGGCUCGUGCUCAGCCUACCUGGCGCCUUCAAUUCUGGCGGAUCGCCGUUCUCUGCUCAACAAACCCACUCCGCCUAAACCCGCACAUGGCCUCGACGCCACCGCUUCUAGCAACGCUCCAGUGACUCCGAAGGCUGUCCCUGCGGAUAAUGAUUCCGAGUCAAGCGAGUCUGCUGCGCCAAAAAACGCGUCACGUGUUCCGUCUGAAGUGAAGGCUGGUCCCGCGCUUCCUCCGCGUGCUCCCGCUCAUCACGUCGACUAUGCUGGAGCGGCGGUCAGUGCGGGGAACGAUGGCCUGGGCACGGGCGCGGCCGGAAAGGGCGCAGCAGGCAAAGGCGUGGCGAGAAAGGGCGCGGCAGGCAAAGGCGCGGCUGAGGUCGCACCGGAAAAUGUGAAGAGCGCACCGAAUAAGGUCGCGGCCAAGGGUGCGGUGGGAACGGUCGCACCGAACAAGGGCGCGGCGGACAAUCACGGCGCAGCAGGCAAGAGCGCGGCUAACAACGGUGCACCAAAGAAGGUCGCAGCCAAGGGUGCGGCGGGAAUGGUAGCACCGAACAAAGGGACGAUGACGACGAACAAGGGCGCGGAGAACAAGGUCCCGGCUAACAAGGGCGUUGAAGGCAAGGGCACGGCGAAGAUGGUGGGCAAGGGUGCGGCUAAAUUGGGCGCUGCGGGCAAGGGGGGGUCAUCCCACGUGCGAAAUGCGCAGCCAGGUGCGGGCGUCGCGACUGCACGUCACAUCAACAACAACCAGCCUGCUGCGAUGAUGGGAGCGGCGAACAACUUGAACAAACCCAACACAAACACGCCAGGCGUGGCGCCUCACAUGGCGACUGCCGAGGACGUGGCGAUCGUUCCCCAGGCGCCAGCGCCGGCGCAUGCGAGUCACAUCGCCAAGAAUCAACCUGCUGCUGCGAUUAUGGAAGCGAGCAGCAACAAACCCCGCGUGCGUCCUCACAUGGCGACUGCCGAGGACGUGGCGGUUGUUCCCCGGGCGCCGGCACCGGUUACUGCCGCGAGUCACAUCGCCAAGAAUCAGCCGGCUGCUGCGACGAUGGGAGCAAGCAGCAACAAUCCUGCUGGGAAAAACGCACAGCACGCCGCCCGUCCUCACAUGGCGACUGCCGAAGACGUGGCGAUCGUUCCCCAGGCGCCGGCACCAGCGCCGACAGCGGCAGGACCUAUGGGAGUGGACAAGAAGGAGGAGAUGCAUGCAGAGGCGUGGAGGAAUGCGGUUGCUGGCGAUGAGGACGAUGAUGAGAAGGACGGCAGUGAUGGUAAUGAUGAUGAGGAUGGCUCGGGGAAUGACGACGGCAACAAUGAGAAGGACGAUGCCAAGGAUGAUGAUGAGAAGGAUGAUGAGAAGGACGAUGAGAAGAGCAGCAGCGAUGAGAAUAGCGAUGGUAAUGGCAAGGACAACAAUGAGAAGGACGACGAAAAGGACGGUCAUGGCAAGGACAAGGACAAUGCCAAGGGCAACAACAACAUGCAGUUGAGCGACAACGACAGGGACAAUGACGAUGAAGAAGGGAAGGACAACGACAACGAUGAUGAGAAGGAGAACGAGAAGGACGGUGAGAAGGACGAUCAUGGCAAGGGCAAGAGCAACUUGUUGCGCGAAAACGGCAGGGACAUCGAUGGGGACAAUGAAAAUGAAAAUGAGAAGGACAGCGACAACGACGCAGUCAGCUGGCAUGGGGGUGAGAGAAGCAGCAAAGGACAGGGAAGAGGCAGGACUCGGGCGAUGAAAGGAGCACCUUCCCGCGUGGCUCGCUUCAGCAACAGCAAUGGCUGGGAGCUUGAGGACAAUCAGCGCACUGGGUUUCACAAGGCACAGCAGUUUCGCACGGCAACAGCCAGGGAUGUGGCCAUAACUCACAGGAGCGGGACUCAGGGCGCGAGCCGUGGUGUGAACCAUCAGCGCACUGGGUUGCACAAGGCGGCGCAGCAGUUUCGCAUGGCAACGAGCAGCGAUGUGGCCAUUCACAGGGGCGGGAGUCAGAGCAGCACUGUGAAGGGAGCAUCCUCCCGCGAGGCUCGCUCCAACGACAACCACGGCUGGGAGUUUCCGAACAAUCAGGGCGCUGAGCUUCACAAGGCACAGCAGUUUCGCAUGGCAACGAGCAGCGAUGUGGCCAUCCUUCACAGGGGUGGGACUCAGGGCAGCACUGUGAAAGCAGCACCCUCCCGCGUGGCUCGCUUCGGCAACAACAAUGGCUGGGAGCUGGAGGACAAUCAGCGCACUGGGUUGCACAAGGCACAGCAGUUUCACAUGGCAACGAGCAGCGAUGUGGCCAUUCACAGGAGCGGGACUCAAGGCGCAAACCGUGGUGUGAGCCAUGGGAGCGGGCUCAAGAGGGCACAGCAGUUUCGCAUGGCAACGAGCAGCGACGUGGCCAUUCACAGGAGCGGGACUCAGGACAGCACCGCCAAGGGCGAACCCUUCCGCGUGGCUCGCUUCAGCAACAAUAACGGCUGGGAGCUGGAGGACAAUCAGCGCACUGGGUUGCACAAGGCACAGCAGUUUCACAUGGCAACGAGCAGCGAUGUGGCCAUUCUUCACAGGGGUGGGACUCAGGGCAGCACUGUGAAAGGAGCACCCUCCCGCGUGUCUCGCUUUGGCAACAAAAACAGCUGGGAGCUGGAGAACAAUCAGCGCACUGGGUUGCGCAAGGCACAGCAGUUCCGCAUGGCAACGAGCAGCGAUGUGGCCAUAACUCACAGGAGCGGACUGCAAGGUGCGAAGCGUGGUGUGAACUAUGGGAGUGGGCUCGGCAGGGCACCGGCAUUUCACAUGGCAACAGCCAGGGAUGUGGCCAUUCACAGGAGCGAAACACGAGGCGCAGAGCGUGGUGUGAACUACAGGAGUGGGCUCGACAAGGCACAGGAGUUUCGUAUGGCAACAGCUAGGGAUGUGACCAUUCACAGGAGCGGGACACAAGGCGCAAACCGUGGUGUGAACUAUGACGAGAGUGAGGGGCAGGGUUCCCUUGCGUUUGCACAAGCUGAGGGCGGCGACUGGGAUGGUAAUUAA